AUGGCUGAGCAACUCGCUCUCGUGGUGCGCGAGGUGGAACGUCUCGUGACCGCGCCUUACGUGCCGUCGCUACAGGACUUAUAUGGAGUUGUGCAGCAGUGUUCUCUGUCGACGAUCGAAUCCUGGGCAUUCUGCAAACCUUGCCAGGUUAGCGCGCUGGGCGAUGUUCUAGUAGAAGCUUUGUCGCGAUCACGCGUCGCUUUGCCUCUGCUUACUGCAUUCUCAAAUGCUUCGUCAUUUCGCGAUGCGCUGCUAAACCGCCGUCAAAUGAUUUUAGAUGCCUUUCUUCAAAAGGCACUAGAGACUCACGAGCAUGAGUACAUCCCUGCAUGCGUUGCCCUGCUAUCUUCACCCCUGCCACCAGAUGCAGUGCCACCAGCCCGCAUUGCCCCCUUCAUCACGAAGCUGGUGGGCAUGAUGCCUGACAACCCUUGUGCGGAGACAAUCACACCUCUCUACACCAUCAUGAAAGGCUUACAAGGCUCACCAAAAAUUCUCGAUGACAUUCCUUCGGAGGUCAUGUCCAAUCUCCAAGUGGAAUUCACCAAGACUUUACGCAACUUUGAUGACCACAUGGGCAAUCUCUUGUGCCUUGGGACUUUCGCUCAGAUCGCGCUAGCACGAUCAUCACCUUCACAAAAUCAACACGGAUCAGAAGCUCCAUCUUGGCUUCUCAAUAUUAACCAUUUCUUCGGCCCGAAACGUGGUCUGAAGACUCUGGACUUGGUAGUACUGCGCGUCAUUCUCGCUUGCUCAUCUAGCUGCAACCUGGGACCAUCCCAAGCUGCUGAAAGUAUUAAGCUGGCUAUCUACAUCGUUGAUGCGAUCCAGCUUGAUCAGAAACAGAUUUGGAUGGCUAGCAAUUCUUCCAAACUUGCCAAACUGUGUGAGAAGGCUGGGAGAGAUGGGCUUGAUGAUGAGAUACGGACAAUGGUUAUCAUAUUUCUGCUUGGUCUCGUUCCAGCAAAGUCACUGCCAUCCCAAGUACGAGAUUUUGGCUCAAAUGCUCUUUUGUACAAGGACAGCCAGGCAGUUCUGGCGAGUGUACCCCCACAACUUAUCUCAAGGCUCUCUAAAUUAUUAGCUACCUCCGGAGAAUCGACGACCCAAUACCUCUUGAACUUCGCAUGCUCCACUCUAAAGGAAAAUGACAGUCAGGAUCAGAAAACAGUCAGCAAGCUACGCCUUGCAAGCCUAGUACUGGCUGGCCUACGGGAAGUUGAUCCAAAACUACUGCUUUCCAACAUCUCCAGUUCAAUGGCUGCCUUCAAGCAGGGCCUUGUGGGAAUGCUUGAGAGCUUCUCUAAGAGACCAAGCAAGGAUAGCUGUAAUGAGUCGAAUGUGUGUCUGUCCCAGCAAUGUAAAUUGCAGAACGAGCUGUUCGUAUCCUUGAUCAAGCUUCACAACUCUGUCUCUUCGGCGCAAAAUGGAGGUGAUACUCUCAUGCAGUCUCUUGUUGGGUAUGUGGAGAGAUCAUUGCCGAGUGUAAGCUGUACUCUUUCACAAAUUGAACAGAAAGAUCGCGCUGGAUCCUUCCACUUGCCCGACAGAAACGACUUCUCAUCGCGUCGCGCUUCCCGCAAUUGGCGCCAAGAUAUGACAUCAGCAUUCAUGGAGACUUCCCGGAACACUCACACGACUAUGAUGCAAAAGAUCGAAGAUGUAUGCUUCGAGUUAGAGCGUCGCUGCUACGACGUGGAGGGACCAGUCCGAGCUGCCGAGGAACAAAGAGAUCGGAUCGCUGAAGAGAAUCAUCAGCUGAAAGAACACAUUGAACAACAAGAGACUCGCCUGAGUGAAUUCUCAGAAUUCUUUGCUGGCCUCCAUGACGAGAAUACCCGCCUCGAGGAGCAAAUGCAGAGUGAAUCCGCACGAGUUGAACAGCUUUCGAAGUCUCUUGCUUCUGUGAAGGAGGAGCUUCAGGGGCAGCAAUGGCAAUCUGAGAAGGCAAUUUGUCUCGAAAAGGAGCAGGCUCGAUCAAAGGAGUUGGAAAUGAUGGCUGCUCUGACCGAGAAAGAUGAUCAAAUUGAAGAUCUCCAGGAAGAAAUGCGUCUCUUGCAAACUGAGCAUGAACGAAUACGUCAGACCCUUGACCAAGUCUCCAAGGAAAAGGAUUCUUCUCUGGAUACCUCUGGACUUAUGAGAGAGGAAAUUGCUGGUAUGAGGGAUAGUCUGGAACAGAGCAGGCUUCUCGCUGUCCAGAAAGAGGAUGAAAUCAAGCGUCUGUUGGCUGCGAAAGAUGAUCUACGCAUGCAAGUGGCGACUCUAAAAUCAACAGUACGUUUAUUGAUUCUCUAUGGAAGGCAAUACGUACUAACUGAUAUAUCCCAGACGAAUGAACAGAACACAGAAGUUGAAAGACUUAUAAACGUGCUGCAAGAAUCCGAGGAACAGAUGAGUAGUGAGAUUGAAAAGAUCAAGCAGGAUCAUAGUGUCAAGGUGUCUAGGGUCACAUCCGAGAUGACCAAGCAGGAAGACCAGAUCCGGCAGUUGCAAGCCGCUAUGCAUGCUGCCACCCUGGAUGCUUCCAGAAACACCCAGCUCAAGGACAAACGUAUCGCACAUUUGGAGAAAAAGAUUCAAGCUUUCCGUGACGAACGUGCCGCCAAGGCUCGCGAGUUCUCCGAAGCCCAGCAACAUAUCGGAAGACUCAUGGGUGUGAUGGGCUUCUCAUCCAAUGCCCCUGAAUCCACCAGUCCCAAACAUCAACGGGCCAGAUCAAGUAUCAACCCGAUCGAAGCUGCAAGUCCCCAGCAACCAAUCAGUGAUGACGAAGACGCACAGCUAGCAGAGUCGUUUGAAUCCUUGGCGUCAUUCAACGGACCCACACCCAAACGGCCAAGAGGAAAUCGUCCACCGCAGGCGCUUACUACUCCUUCAGCAGUUCCUCGGCCAAAGGGUCCAUCACCCACUAAGGGAAUGCCUCAAUCUGCCCGGCAGCCAUUAGCAGCUGCCAACAACAAAAGCCCGAUCAAACCCCAAGCGAGCAAUCUAUCAAAGCACAGCGAAGUUGAUGCUUCGUUCCAGCAAAGUCAGGCUCAGGAGAAUGUUGAAGGACACCGGCUGCAGGAUUUUGAUUUGGAUAUGGAUCUUGAGUUUUCGAAGGAUUUCCUCUUUUCAAGUACUGCAUUUACGGGAUCGAAUGAUCAGGCCGUGCCAUAG
Molecule: messenger RNA, 3162 nt
Organism: Penicillium antarcticum
Lineage: Eukaryota; Fungi; Ascomycota; Eurotiomycetes; Eurotiales; Aspergillaceae
Exons: 8
Coding region: 1-3162 (1053 amino acids)
Source: RefSeq, a predicted model, not a curated record